Heterostelium album PN500 is the source of this 849-nucleotide messenger RNA. RefSeq names its product sterol desaturase family protein. Lineage: Eukaryota; Evosea; Eumycetozoa; Acytosteliales; Acytosteliaceae. Gene Ontology annotation, molecular function: iron ion binding; oxidoreductase activity. The transcript has 2 exons. Gene Ontology annotation, biological process: lipid biosynthetic process. The record is from RefSeq and is a predicted model, not a curated record. Bases 1 to 849 code for a protein of 282 amino acids.
AUGGUUACAUGGACACUCCUGAGUGUUGCCGGUUUGUUUUUCAUUAUGUUGCUCUCUGGUAUUGUAUUUAUGAAAUACUAUGUCAGACCAACCUAUGAAAUGUGGAGAUGGAAAACCAAUCCAAAGUUCCCAUCUGCUGAAAAGGUUAAAGAUGAAAUCUUGAUGAUGUUAAAGGGUAUGGUUACUGCUACAUUCUGUCCAGCUUUGGCCCUCCAACUUGCCCAACGUGGUGUUACCAAGGCCUACUGCGGUGUUGGUGACUAUGGUUAUGGUUAUUUGAUUAUCUCAUUCUUUGGUGUAUGGAUUGCUUCAGACUUUUACGAGUUCUUCUACCACCGUUUGGGACACAAGUUUGACUUCUUCUGGAACAUUCACAGAUACCACCACCAAUUCUACAAUCCAUCACCAUUCGCCGUUAUUGCCGACGAGUACGUCGACCAAUUGGUCAGAUCCGCCCCACUUUUGAUUUUCCCAAUGAUCUUCCCAAUCAACAUGGACUUGAUGUUCUUGCAGUUCGCCAUUUUCUUCUACGGUUACGGAUCGUACUUGCACUGGGGAUACGAGUUGAACUACCCAGAUGCCCAUCACCCAAUCGUCAACAGUGCAUUCCAACACUACCUCCACCACGCCAUCUCCAUCAAGAACAAGCCAUACCACACCGGUUUCUUCUUCAAGAUCUGGGAUCAAUUGUUCGGAUCCAUGUACGACGGUGAGUGUUUCUGCUGCAAGUGUGAACAAAAAAAGGUAGAGAGAACCAAAGAAAAAUGGUUGGCCAUCGAAAAGCCCGAUUACUCUGUACUUUUGAGACCAUCAUUUUGGUUUUCAUCAAACACAAAGAAAGCAGAAUAA